Messenger RNA from Actinia tenebrosa (Australian red waratah sea anemone), 1586 nucleotides. RefSeq lists its product as uncharacterized. Lineage: Eukaryota; Metazoa; Cnidaria; Anthozoa; Actiniaria; Actiniidae. The record is from RefSeq and is a predicted model, not a curated record.
UUUUUUCUUAGAGGUUGAAACGAUCUGUAGUUCGAUGAAUAAGCUGAGUAAUGUUUUCACGUAUUCUUUCCUUGGAUGAUUUUUAGUUUUAGAGAUUGAAAUCCAGGUGAAUAUAAGAAGAUAUUAAUUAGGGAUUCUUAUCGUUGGGAAGUAAACAGCAUGGAUCAAUGGAGGAGAAGUUGUUUUGAGGAUGAGAAGGACGAUCAAGACACGAUAUCAUCAAAAUUCGACCUCGAAGGAGAUGAUUCAUUUCCAAGCAUAAACAACGACCACAGACCAGCUUUAGAAGACGAGAAAAGCAGUUCUAUCGAGAAAAGGAAUCUUUUGAAAAGCUCAGAAAAAAAUGUGAACUCUAACGACGAGGAAAGAACAUCCGAAUCGACCGAAGAAAGUCUAAUCACGUUAAAUUCCUUAGAACCUGAACUAGACGAAAACAGCAAAGAAACGGAAGAAAACGACGUUGGAGAAAAGAAACUCGAGACGAAAAACGAGGACGAGGACGAGGACGAAGGAACUUAUGAAGAACUGAUUUGCCUCGUACGGCAGUUUUACGUUGAAAAACCUAUCAACCCUGCUGCUCUGGCACAUCAAAAUAUCGAAACUUGUUAACAGCUGGCGAAAAAAAUCAGUACGCAGUUUAUCAAUGAUAUAUGAACACGUGUAUGAGGACGCCGCCAAAGAACUAAUCUUUUUUCAACGCUAUGAAAAUAUUAAACAUUGGAUUGCGGCGACAAAGAGGCAUGGAACGUUUGACCUCGACUACAAUGCUGACAAGCUAUCAAUAUAGAAAAAAAUGGAUUAUUCUGUCGCAUAAUUGUAUAUGAAUUCAUAAUGUACGACUGCGGUACAUAAGGAUUAUUAAAGUGCCUAGUACAAUAAGGUCUGCGCUAAGCUGGGGCUUGAAGCUAGUGUAGUUUCGCAAAGGCACUUGGGAACACUUGGCUGUUAGAGAUUCCGCGCCCUAUAUAUUCACAGGUCAAAAGCAAAGUUGCCAUUGAGACAGCAAGGUCCAGAUUUGAACAAUUCGUUGAAAUAACUUUACAGUGUUGAAUGAAUGCUUGGUGUUUGACUAAAGAACAGAAUUGGAAAAGCGGUGAACACACUUCUUUACCUUGGGCGUAAAGUUUUCCCUUUUCAGACCACGUGUCAUUCUCUCGAGAAUAAGAUUCUUUCAGAAUAAUUCCACUGUAUGCGAGCUUAGCCUCGAUCGAAUCCAGGAGUUUCUUGUUUAGUUUUUCUGAUUUCUGAAUAUUUUUUUUUCUGAAUUCAAAAGUGAGUCUUAAGAGUUUUAAGAGUCAUCAAUAUUUAUGUUUUCUCAUGCACAACCAUCAAAUAAAGAAGUAAUACUCAAAGGAAUGACGUGUGGUAUGAAAUGAGAAAAUAUUACGCCCAACGUAAAGAGGCCUAUUUUCUGUGUCCAUCAGAAAUUUCCUUGAUCUAAUAAAUAUUUGCCGCAAAAUUUUAAAAAAUAAAUAAAUAUCAUAGCUAAGAGUUAAUUAAAUAAAUUAUUAUUUUUUAAUUUGUUUGAAAAUGUAAAUUCAAAAUAAUGAUAUAUGAUUCCUUUCACGAUUAAGGCCAGGCUCAGA